CGAUAUUUUCUUGCAAGCGAGUAAAAUCGUUACAGUGCAGAACCUACCGUAACAGCUAUCCGAAGGGUUUAGCGCAAAAAAAAUAGGACGCGUCGCAUAUUGUGAUCGCUCGACUCCACGCGAGCUUAUCACUCUACCAUCUCAACUCGCGUGUUAGCCUCCUCUUUUGGCUUUCAAGUAUUUUAUAUUGGCACCUUACCAAGGUAUUAACUUUGCACAUCGAGACUUUUUCGCGUUACGAAGAUGACGAAACGUACGUCGGACCAGUACAUGGCGAUGAACGACGACGACCUUGACGAUGAGCUUGAGAACAUGCCUGUAACAGAAAGUUGCGAUGUGAUCCGUCGCAAGAUCCGCGCUCUCAUCGACAAUGGCGAGAUGAAAGUCGGCGAGUUCCAGAACGCGAUUAACGUGACCCCGAACGCGUACUCACGCUUCCUGGGGCAGAACGGGCCCGACAAAGGCUCCGAGUCAUCCGUUUACAUGGCCGCCUGGUCUUUCUUCAAAAAGAGAGAACUGCGCGGCAUCAAGACGAAGCCGAAUAAGAAGGCCAAAACGGGCACUAAUGGCAAGGAUAGUGUGCCGAGUGUGGACGGCAUUGAGUUGGAGGGAGAGAAGGACGAUAAGGUCCAAGUCUACGAUACAUGCGAUGACAUCCGCCACAAGAUAAACGCGCACCUUAAAAAGCCCGGCAUGACGCAAGCUGCUUUCCUACGCGCUGCAGCCGCGUCCUACCAUGCUGCUCCUAGGAAACUCACAUCCCCGCAACUGUCCGCUUUCCGCAGCAAGAAGGGCGCUUAUGAAGGCAACACAUCUGGUGUCUUCUACGGCUCCUACGUGUACUUUGAGAAACUGAGAAUCAAAGAGGGCAAGCCGAAGAGCAAGAAGCGGACUGAGAUGGAGGAUAUUCAUGCAAAGGACGGAGGGAUGGAAACGAAGAGACUGAUGAAUUAUACUUUGUGUACGAGUGAUAAAAGGCCUGUUAUGGAUAGUUAUGGGAGGUUGGGUUUCUGUUAGUCGAGGAACGAGGACGUAUGGUUCAGGGGCAGGGUAUUCUGAGGAUUCGAGCGUCACUACUAAUGUGCGGGCUUUUGUUUGCUUUUGGAAAUCUAAAAGAUGGAGUGCUGGUUUCAGGUUGUACUCGGAGUGCUGGCGGUGUUUCUAGCUCGAUGCAGGUGUGUUGAUAGUUUCUUUGCGAUUUUAAUUUUUACAUAUUCGGUGUCCUCAAUAUCCCUGUGGUAUGUACAUGCUGUGUGAAAUUCCACGCAGCUCCUUUGAGUCCAUGAUCGCAGGAAUGAAUUCACGCCCCAACGCCUUUGCUGAUAAGAUAUGCCAACUACCUGCCCAACACAGAUGGUGCGAAUUAUAGUGUUGCUGCUGCCUCGAUAGCUCCUGCGAGUUUGAAUGUCUUCGGACUCGUGAAGACGAUCUCAACGGGGUACUGCCACUCCAUGUACUUU
Cucurbitaria berberidis CBS 394.84 is the source of this 1460-nucleotide messenger RNA. RefSeq lists its product as uncharacterized. The transcript has 4 exons. The coding region runs from base 244 to 1017 and encodes 257 amino acids. The record is from RefSeq and is a predicted model, not a curated record. Lineage: Eukaryota; Fungi; Ascomycota; Dothideomycetes; Pleosporales; Cucurbitariaceae.